Molecule: messenger RNA, 1608 nt
Organism: Aureobasidium pullulans EXF-150
Lineage: Eukaryota; Fungi; Ascomycota; Dothideomycetes; Dothideales; Saccotheciaceae
Product: acetamidase
Exons: 7
Coding region: 1-1608 (535 amino acids)
Source: RefSeq, a predicted model, not a curated record
AUGACACGCACUUGGCAGGACAUUGCGAAGGCUAAACAGACUGCACUCUUAGACUCGAUCCCUCCAGAAUGGCGUGUACCGACCGAUAUCAUGCCUCCGGACUCUCAACUGGACGUAACAGGUUUUCCCCGAGACAGUGGUUUCUUCACCAAGGAUGAGCUCAAAUACACUACAGCCAAAAUCCCAGAAAUCCUGCAGCAGAUCCACAGUAAAGCAUGGAAGGCAGUAGACGUUGCCCAAGCUUUCUCCAAGCGUGCAGCUGUAUGUCAUCAGUUGACGAACUGCUUGUCUGAGACUCUGUUUCCGGAAGCAUUGGAAAGAGCAAAGUUCUUAGAUGACCAUCUGCAGAAGACUGGAGAGCCCAUUGGACCGUUGCAUGGACUUCCAGUGUCGCUGAAAGACAACUUCAACAUCAUCGGCAAAGACUCUACCCUGGGGUUCGUAUCUUGGGUCGGAGUGCCUGCAACGUACAACACGGUCUUGGUGGAUGUAUUGUUGAAAGCAGGGGCUGUACUUUACGUCAAGACGAAUGUCCCCACCGCAAUGAUGAUUGCCGAGUCCGUGAACAAUACAUUUGGGCGAACUGUGAAUCCUCUGAACAGAAAACUUACAUCUGGCGGUUCAUCUGGAGGCGAGAGUGCUUUGAUCGCAUUUGGAGGUAGUGUGCUUGGCGUCGGCACAGAUAUUGGUGGCUCCUUACGCAUACCGGCAGCUUGCACCGGCAUAUUUACUUUGCGACCUUCAUUCGGUCGGUUUCCUACGGCCAAUGCCAAGUCUGGACUGGCGGGACAAGAGGCUGUCAACUCUGUCAACGGACCAAUGGCACGAACGCUGGACGACAUCGAGUUCUUUGCAAAGAACGUUGUGAAUUCUGAGCCUUGGAAGCUGGAUCCAAAGUGUCUGCCGAUCUCAUGGCGCCCGGUUGACGUUGGCCGGAAGUUGCGCCUCGGAGUCAUCUGGAAUGACGGGAUUGUCGUCCCUACUCCGCCGGUCCGACGAGCGCUUAAGCAUGCUGUUGAGAAGCUGCAAGAAGCCGGCCAUGAGAUUGUUGAUUGGGAGCCAGAACUGCAUCAAGAAGCGAUGGAUCUACUUGCACAAUUCUUCGUCGCGGACGGAGCUAAAUCGGUCAGAGAUAUCCUAGCUCCAGUAGAUGAACCCUUCAGAGAAGAAAUGCUGCCCUAUGCUCAAGCAAAGGAGAUAGGAGUGCAUGAAAUGUGGCAACUCCAAGCGAAGAGAUCCAAGUUGUGUAAGGACUAUUUGGAUCGCUGGAGCCAAGCAGGUCUCGACGGGAUUUUGUGUCCAACAACACCGUUUGCAUCUGUAGAGCACGGCAAGUUCAAGCACGUAGGCUAUACGGGCGUAUUCAACAUCCUAGACUAUUCGGCAGUCUCGUUCCCCAGCGGAAUCUACGCAGACAGUGAGCUGGAUAAGGCGGAAACAGGCAUCAAGACACUGUCGCAGAUGGACGCACAGAUCCAGGCAGAAUACAAUGCGGGAGCGGUUCAUGGGAUGCCAGUGAGUCUGCAACUCAUUGCUAGUAGGCUGGAGGAAGAAAAGGCUGUGGCGAUGACGAGGGUGGUCUUGGAAGGACUUGGAGUGGCUGCAUGA